Molecule: messenger RNA, 696 nt
Organism: Glycine soja
Lineage: Eukaryota; Viridiplantae; Streptophyta; Magnoliopsida; Fabales; Fabaceae
Product: protein PELPK2-like
Exons: 1
Coding region: 95-427 (110 amino acids)
Source: RefSeq, a predicted model, not a curated record
AUAUCCUUCAGCCUCUCAUCCAAUACUCAAAGCAAAUACAUACCCUUUUCAUAUUUGCCAAUUCCUCUUCUUCAUUUUUGCAAUUCAUUGAGCUAUGGCCUCAAGCAAAUCAUUGAUCACAGCUUUCCUUCUUGCUCUGACCUUGUCAAGCAUGAGCAUGAGCCAAGCAACUCGCCAUCUUAUGCAAACAACUGCACCAAAUUUGCCUAAAACAACAUUGCCACCUUUGCCUUCACUUCCAACAUUGCCUCAGGCCAAUGUUCCACCUUUGCCUACAAUCCCAACACUGCCACAACCAUCUCUUCCUACCAUUCCAACCGUUCCACAGGUGACUCUUCCACCACUUGCUGCCACUUCACUUCCAAACUUUCCCACCAUCCCCUCCUUCCCCUUCUUCUCCCCACCACCUUCAGCCACCGCUCCCUGAAUGAAGCUACUCUGCUUGUGUUUGAUAGACACUCAUCUUUGGAGUUUGAUCCAUACAUUAGACGUGUGAUGAUGAUAUUAUACAUUGUUCGUUUACUGCUGAGGAAUGUUUAUUUUAAUCUUUCAUUUUCCUUUGUUAUUCGAUCUUGUAUGCAUAGGAUUAUUGUUUUUUCAUCCCCCUCCUUCCUUCAUGUACUUGGAGAUCAUCUAUUGUUAUACUUGUAAUACACGUUAUAUAAUAAACAAUUCAUAUGUUACCUUUUAUGAAUA